AUGGGAAGUGAACGGUUUGGGCCCGAUUGGAGCGGUUCCGAUGGAGGCCGAGGUCCAGUUCAGGCGUUACGGGAAGUGAACGGUUUUGGCCCGAUUGGAGCGGUUCCGAUGGAGGCUGAGGUCCAGUUCAGGCGUUACGGGAAAGCGCCUCCACCCUCAGAGCGCCACCACCCUCAGAGUGCCUCCACCCUCAGAGCGCCCCCAUCCUCAGAGCGCCACCACCCUCAGAAGCGCCUCCACCCUCAGAGCGCCACCACCCUCAGAGUGCCUCCACCCUCAGAGCGCCUCCACCCUUAUAGCACCCCCACCCUCAGAGUGCCUCCACCCUCAGAGCUCCUCCACCUUUAUAGCACCCACACCCUCAGAGCGCCUCCACCCUCAGAGUGCCUCUACCCUUAUAGCACCCCAACCCUCAGAAGCGCCUCCACCCUUAUAGUACCCCCACCCUCAGAGUGCCUCCACCCUCAGAGUGCCUCUACCCUUAUAGCACCCCCGCCCCUCAGAGUGCCUCCACCCUCAGAGCGCCUCCACCCUUAUAGUACCCCCACCCUCAGAGUGCCUCCACCCUCAGAGUGCCUCUACCCGUAUAGCACCCACACCCUCAGAGCGCCUCCACCCUCAGAGUGCCUCCACCCUCAGAGUGCCUCUACCCUUAUAGCACCCCCACCCUCAGAGUGCCUCCACCCUCAGAGCGCCUCCACCCUUAUAGCACCCCAACCCUCAGAGUGCCUCUACCCUCAGAGUGCCUCUACCCUUAUAGCACCCCCACCCUCAGAGUGCCUCCACCCUCAGAGCGCCUCCACCCUUAUAGCACCCCCACCCUCAGAGUGCCUCUACCCACAGAGUGCCACCACCCUUAUAGCACCCCCACCCUCAGAAGCGCCUCCACCCUCAGAGUGCCACCACCCUUAUAGCACCCCCACCCUGAGAGUGCCUCCCCCCUCAGAGCGCCUCCACCCUUAUAGCACCCCCACCCUCAGAGCGCCUCUACGCACAGAGUGCCACCACCCUUAUAGCACCCCCACCCUCAGAGUGCCUCCACCCACAGAGCGCCUCCACCCUCAGAAGUGCCUCUACCCUUAUAGCACCCCCACCCUCAGAGUGCCUCCACCCUCAGAGUGCCACCACCCUUAUAGCACCCCCACCCUCAGAGUGCCUCCACCCUCAGAGUGCCUCUACCCUUAUAGCACCCCCACCCUCAGAGUGCCUCCACCCACAGAGCGCCUCCACCCUCAGAGUGCCACCACCCUUAUAGCACCCCCACCCUCAGAGCGCCUCCACCCUUAUAGCACCCACACCCUCAGAGCGCCUCCACCCUCAGAGCGCCUCCACCCUCAGAGUGCCUCCACCCUCAGACACCCCCACCCUCAGAGCGUCUCCACCCUUAUAGCACCCCGACCCUCAGAGUGCCUCUACCCUUAUAGCACCCCCACCCUCAGACACCCCCACCCUCAGAGCGCCUCCACCGUUAUAGCACCCCCACCCUCAGAGCGCGUCCCCUCUCAGAGUGCCACCACCCUUAUAGCACCCCCACCCUCAGAGUGCCUCCACCCUCAGAGCACCUCCACCCUUAUAGCACCCCAACCCUCAGAGCGCCUCCACCCUCAGAGUGCCUCCACCGUUAUAGCACCCCCCACCCUCAGAGUGCCUCCACCCUCAGAGCGCCUCCACCGUUAUAGCACCCCCACCCUCAGAGUGCCUCCACCCUUAAAGCACCCCCACCCUCAAAGCGCGUCCCCUCUCAGAAGCGCCUCCACCCUUAGAGCACCUCCACCCUCAGAGUGCCUCCACCCUCAGAGCUCCUCCACCCAUACAGUGCCCCCACCCUCAGAGCGCCUCCACCCUCAGAGCGCCUCCACCCUUAAAGCACCCCCACCCUCAAAGCGCGUCCCCUCUCAGAGUGCCACCACCCUUAUUGCACCCCCACCCUCAGAAGCGCCUCCACCCUCAGAGCUCCUCCACCCAUACAGUGCCCCCAUCCUCAGAGCGCCCCCACCCUUAAAGCGCCUACACUACUCCCCUCACUAA
Messenger RNA from Cyprinodon tularosa, 2028 nucleotides. Its product is annotated as extensin-like. The transcript has 10 exons. The record is from RefSeq and is a predicted model, not a curated record. Lineage: Eukaryota; Metazoa; Chordata; Actinopteri; Cyprinodontiformes; Cyprinodontidae. The coding region runs from base 1 to 2028 and encodes 675 amino acids.